This is a messenger RNA of Mollisia scopiformis, 2000 nucleotides long. RefSeq lists its product as uncharacterized. The coding region runs from base 375 to 1949 and encodes 524 amino acids. The record is from RefSeq and is a predicted model, not a curated record. Lineage: Eukaryota; Fungi; Ascomycota; Leotiomycetes; Helotiales; Mollisiaceae. The transcript is spliced from 3 exons.
GGACAGCUUAUGCUGCUUAAUGAAUUGGCACAUAUCAAUUGGUGCUUGGCAUCUCAAGUGUCUGUCUCCACCUUGAUAGCGAUAAUCAUUUCCCAUGUUUUGAUUCGCAGACUUCCACUUUCGUCAUUGUUUCGACUUUAUGUCAAGCUGUCAGGCGGCGUAGAAUUUAGAUCAACAAUAACCUGGGCACCAGAUGCGUGGCUAGAUACAGCCCUAUAUCUAUUGCUCCUCAUAAGCUCUGCCCCUGAUCCGAGCGAGAAGUUCAAUCAUCAUCGUCGCAUCGCGAGCUGGCGACCAUCUCUGGCUCCCGUUAUGUCUGUAUCCACGGGUACAGUCCUUGAUCAAUCUAGCAAUCCCUGGACUCUGUCCUCAACAUGUCUGACCCUGAGCGCUCCCAUGAGGCUAAAAAUGUCGCCUUCAACGAAGAUACACAUCCAUCGACAUCCGAAUCCUUAUUGACACGGCGGCAAUGGAUUACUCGUGCAAAUCGCCAACGAACCAAUUUGGACGAAGUCGAGGUUGACGAGCGUUCCUUCAAACAUGCCCACAUAAUACGACGACCUCAUGCGUUGCAACACUUUCAUCAGGAGCAUAGGCCGAAAGAACGACUUGUCAGAUCAGACAGCGCUAGCUCCGGUGAAGGCGAACAGCGGGCUACAGACAACUUCCUGGUACAACUUACCCGUCUAGAUCUCUUCAUCGAUCUGAUAUGGGUCGGUAUCGUCGCGAAUAUUUCUGCAACAUUUAGUGAACAGGCCUUCACUGAUAGCGGCGUAAGCCAAGGGACUGCGUUCUUGGAAUACAUGCUUCUCUUCAUACCGGUAUGGAGACUCUGGGACUAUCUGAGAGAGUAUGGAAGCAAUUACUAUAGGGAUGAUGUGGUUCAACGCAACUUCAUGGUGUGGAUUCUUGUUCUGAGUGUACUCUACGGAAUCAACGCUCCUUACGCCUUCACGCCUGACGACGAGGGCAACAGUCUUACGUUGCUCAUAUGUAUAUAUCUCGUCGCCAGAGGAUCAUUUUUGAUCGCAUACGCAGUUCAAGCCGGAUUCCUGCCAUUCCUCAGACGUCAUGUUCUUUUCCAGGUUGUCACAACAGUAGCUAUUAGCGGCUUAUGGAUCGCAGCCAUAUUUGUUCCUUAUCCUGGGAAACUUGGUCUCCUACUUGCUGCAAACCUCGCCGAGCACCCUCUUGCAAUCUUCAUGGCUUCACCGGCCUCAGAUCCACUAUUGACAGGCGGAUGGGAACAUUCUCCAGAUGUUGAGCACUAUGUGGAGCGUAUAGAAGGAUUCUUCAUCAUCAUCCUCGGCGAAGGAGUCUUCAGACUGAUAGAAGGAAGUCCGUCCGGCAUGGGCCUCAACGCUGCGAGCGGCGUCGUUCUUACAGCUUUGUUGCUUUAUUAUUGUAUCCAUUGGUUAUAUUUCAAUGGUGACCAGAGCAAGGUAUAUGUCCAUGCAUUGCGACGAAAAUGGUGGAAAGGUUUUCUUUGGAAAGCACUCAUCAUUUACGCUGCUCUUUUGAUCCUCGCAGCUUCGGUCCUCUUUCUUGUCGAACAUCCGGGAGAGAAAGUUUCGACGACAACCUCAGCAGAAGUAUCUUCCGAAACGGAUCCUGUGUCCACUGAAGAUUUGCCUCAUUUCACGCUGUAUGCUUUAUGGUCAGCAUCAAUCUCUCUUUCAAGUACAAUCUUCGCCAUGACAGUGGCGGCUCUUUUAAAUCGACCGCUCGACAAACCGAAGACUCUAUUGAUCAAUUCAAGAUGGAUACGAUUGGCUCCGAGACUCCCCGCGGUAGCUCUCAUUAUAUGCUUGCCUCUAUUCAAGAGCUUAACAGCUGGUGCUUGGUGCGGAGCCUCAAUUUCUAUCCUUUAUGGUGUGUUUCUCUGGGAGUGGAUGGCUGGUAUGGAGCGAAACUGGCAGCUUAUAGAACCGAAAGAAGAAGGGGAUUAGUACAAUGAUUGCAAAGUAGUUAUCCUGUGAAUGUAACAUACGUUGAGAUUU